Molecule: messenger RNA, 5967 nt
Organism: Eutrema salsugineum
Lineage: Eukaryota; Viridiplantae; Streptophyta; Magnoliopsida; Brassicales; Brassicaceae
Exons: 1
Coding region: 1-5967 (1988 amino acids)
Biological process (GO): DNA integration
Molecular function (GO): nucleic acid binding; RNA-DNA hybrid ribonuclease activity
Source: RefSeq, a predicted model, not a curated record
AUGGCAGGAACACCGCCCUCAACAUCAGGAAUGUCAAAAUCAUCACCAGCGACAGCCAAGUCGACAACCACGACACCCGCAGCACUCACGUCGCCUUCGUCGGUUGUCAACCCUAAGGAAGCCGCCGUACCAACAGAGACCGGAAUGCCUGCACCGCAGCUACCAGCACCGCCGCUCCCCUUGGAGUCCGAGCUGGAAAGCAGCGCUCCCCAUCAAAUCCCGGAGGCAAUAGCAUUACCCGCGAGUCCGAGACAUGUCAUCCUGCAGGCCCCAGCCGAAAGGACCACUCCGGCAGCCGGAGAUCACGCCCUGGCUCCUCUGCUCCAUUCCUUGCUCGACCGAAUGGACGAGAUGACCCGCCAAACUGACCGAAGGUUUGCCGAGCUCACGGCAGGGCGCGGAGCCCACACAAACCAACCAGAGAAUCCCGGGUCCUCGGUUGAGCGCGACCUCGAGGAAGCUCACCGCUCAGAAGUGCUACUCCUGCAAAGGAACCUCUUCGGUGACUCCCCAACCGAGUCAGCCGGACCAAGUCGGAGAUCCACCCAAUUGGCAAAUCGCUCGGCCGAAAUGCGCCCUCUGCAUUCCAGCCCGGAGGCGUUCCGACACAUGGCCGCAGAGAGAGACCGCGACGCGGAGAUCGAGGCCAUCAAGGCAAAAAUUCGCGAAAUGAACUCCAAGGUCCAUCGAGCCACGAGCUCGGCCCCAGAAAUAGAUCGUGUCCUGCAGGAGACGCAAAACACACCGUUCACGCACCGAAUCGCCUCCACCCCUUUCCGCCACGUCAGCAAAGUGAAGCUCCCACCUUACGCCGGAGAUACCGAUCCCACGCAGUAUCUAACGGCAUUCACCAUCGCCAUGGGACGAGCUCACUUCACGCCCGAAGAGCGGGAGGCCGGACACUGUCAACUCUUCGUGGAAAACCUGGUCGGCCCCGCCCUGACUUGGUUCUCCAGGCUGGAGACGCACUUGAUCGAUAGCUUCAAAGCGCUCUCGACCGCUUUCCUCAAACAUUACUCCAUAUUUAUCCAGCGUUCUGCUUCAACUGCCGAUCUCUGGGCCUUGAGCCAGGGACCGAAAGAAUCCCUCCGGUCGUUCAUCGAACGCUUCAAAGCGACGGCCUCCCGCGCCUCAGUGUCGGACGAGUCCGCCAUCCCAGCCCUGAGGAAAGCCCUCCACUUCGACUCGGCUUUCAAGGACGAACUCAAGCUCAACGCGCCGCACACUCUGGAAGACGCAUUACACCGCGCCGGGCUGCAUAUUGAAGUCGAGGAGGAGAGGGCAAGUCUUAGGAAGCUCGCUUCCCAGAAAAAUCCACCUCAAAAGGAAAGGGCUCAGGACGAAUACCACGAACCCCGCCAGCACUACGAUGAGGAAUAUAGGGGCAGGCAGGCCGCAACUUUUCUCAUCAGCAACGCGCCGACCUCGUGUCCCGUCGAAGAAGCUGCAGCCGUCUUCCGCGUAGACAGCCCCCACUGUGCAGUCGAUACGCAGUACAACCGACCUGGGAUGGCCGCACCCAGCUCAUCGCAGCAGUAUUACCAGCAGCCUCUCCCAUCUAACAAAUGGUAUCGCACCAUCGAGGCACCGCCGCCGGUCCAGUCGCCGCCCCCGGCUCAGGUCGUCCAAGAGCGAGCCGCCGCUCCUGCUACCAGAGACAACCAGGCGUUCUGCGAGUAUCACCAACUGAAGGGGCACGCAACCGAGCAGUGCCGCAAACUUCAAGAAGCUCUCCUCGCUCAGUACCAAAAGGGGGGAAUUAGAGUCCCCGACCAGCAGCAGCCGCGCGGCCGAGGUCGUAAUGAUAACCAGCGUCGUCAAGACAACCGAGUUCAACAAGAUAAUCGCCGCCAGCGCUCCCCAUCUCGCGAGAACGAUAGGGUCCAGCCCGUUCAGCAACAACGGCAACAGCAGGCCGCACCUCAGAGACAGGCGUCCCCACCGCCGGCUCGGACAAUGAUCGGAAUGAUCAUGGGCGGUCUCCUGUCCUGCAACGACUCGGUUCGCUCGAUAAAAGUCCACGAGCGGAAGUCCACCCCGACAGAGAGGUGGGUGGCAAAGAUCAGAGUAACCAACGCUCAAGACACAAGCGGUAGGGGAAUAACGUUCUCCGAGGAAGACGCCGAGGGAGUCGACCAACCUCACAACGACCCCCUCGUCAUCCAAAUUCGCGUAGCAGAUUGCGACGUGACUCGGGUCCUUGUCGAUACGGGCAGCUCGGUAGAUCUCAUCUUCAAAGAAGCCCUCAAGAAGAUGGACCUACACGGCGUGGAGAUGAAGCCAACCCUCACUCCCCUGACCGGCUUCGCAGGAGAUACAAUCACAUCGAUAGGGACGAUCAAGCUGCCGGUCUACGUAGGUCGGGUGACAAAAAUAGUCAAAUUCACCGUCGUCGACCGUCCAGCCAUAUACAACAUCAUCCUCGGUACUCCUUGGCUGCAUUCGAUGAAGGCGGUCACCUCGACCUACCACCAGUGCCUCAAGUUCCCCAACCAGGCCGGCACAUUCACAGUCCGGAGCGACCAAAGGAUCUCGCGCUCAUGCUUCAUUAUCGAACAUAAGCUCCGCAACGCCGCCCGCACUCAGCUCUGCGCCACAGUAAGCCGCAACGGAGUCCCUGCCUGCAACAUCGUAGGACCCGAGCUCCCAGGGGAACCGAGCCAAGCAGAUCAUCCUCUCCGAGAUCUCGUUGUCCAGGUCAACAUCGACCCCGGUCACAGCGACCGCUGCGUCGGCAUCGGAGCCGACCUGAAAGAAAGCAUCAAGACCGAGCUCAUCGGGUUCCUCAAGCAGAACGUCUCGAGCUUCGCCUGGUCAACCAGCGACAUGCCCGGCAUCAACCCGGCCAUAUGCAGCCACGAACUGAAUGUCGACCCGACCUUCCGGCCUAUCAAGCAGAAGAGGCGAAAGUUAGGCGCCGAGCGCGCUCAAGCCGUGAAUGACGAGGUGGAUAGGUUAACGGCAGCCGGGAAUAUCACAGAGGUGAAAUAUCCGGAUUGGCUCGCAAACCCGGUCGUGGUAAAAAAGAAAAACGGCAAGUGGAGAGUCUGCGUGGACUUCACCGACCUCAACAAGGCCUGCCCGAAGGACUGCUUCCCCCUUCCAAGAAUCGACCAGGUCGUCGAGGCGACUGCAGGGAACGAGCUACUCUCUUUCAUGGACGCCUUCUCGGGCUACAAUCAAAUCUUCAUGCACCCCGACGAUAGGGAGAAGACGGCAUUCAUCACGGACCGUGGAACCUACUGCUACAAGGUCAUGCCGUUUGGGCUCAAAAACGCCGGAGCCACCUAUCAGCGCCUCGUGAACAAGAUGUUCGCCGACCAGCUCGGACGCACAAUGGAGGUGUAUAUAGACGACAUGCUCGUUAAAUCCAUGGUGGCUGGUGAUCACGUCGAUCAUCUAAAAACGUGUUUCAAAACUCUGAACGAGUACGGCAUGAAGCUCAACCCCGCGAAGUGCACUUUCGGUGUCACCUCAGGAGAAUUUCUCGGUUACGUGGUCACCCAGCGCGGGAUAGAGGCAAACCCGAAGCAAAUCCAAGCCGUCCUCAAACUGCAGUCACCAAAAAGCACCCGUGAAGUCCAGCGUCUCACCGGAAGAAUUGCCGCCCUCAAUCGAUUUAUCUCGCGAUCCACCGAUAAAUGUCUCCCCUUCUAUCAACUACUCCGAGGAAACAAAAAGUUCGAAUGGGACGACAAGUGCGAGCUGGCAUUUCAGCAACUGAAAGAAUACCUCUCAACUCCACCCGUCCUGGCCAAGCCCGAAGACGGAGAAACCUUGUACCUGUACAUCGCCGUGUCCACCUCGGCUGUAAGCGGUGUCCUGGUUCGAGAGGACCGAGGAGAGCAAAAGCCGGUUUUCUACGUCUCUAAAUCCCUGGACGGAGCCGAGAGCAGGUACCCGACCAUGGAGAAACUGGCGUUGGCCGUCGUAACAGCAGCCCGGAAGCUCCGCCCCUACUUCCAAUCUCACACUGUCGCCGUCCUAACCACACAUCCUCUGCGGACAAUCCUUCACAGCCCGAGCCAGUCGGGUAGGAUGGCGAAGUGGGCGGUAGAGCUCAGCGAAUACGACAUCGACUAUCGAGGACGGACCGCUGCGAAGUCCCAAGUAUUGGCAGAUUUCCUCGUCGAACUCGCUCCCGAGCUAACCGGCGAAGCACCCGAUGAGAAAUGGAGCCUUCACGUCGAUGGUUCGGCCUCAAAGCAUGGCUCUGGCGUCGGCAUCUGCUUGGAAUCACCGACCCACGAGGUGAUAGAGCAGUCAUUCCGCUUAGCAUUCCAGGCAUCGAAUAACGAGGCGGAGUACGAGGCCCUGAUAGCCGGCCUGCGACUGGCAAAGGAGAUCGGGGUCAAGAAAAUCCAAGCGUACUGCGACUCCCAGCUCGUCGCAAACCAAUUCAGUGGCGAGUAUGAAGCCAAGAACGACCGCAUGGAAGCCUAUCUCAAGGUUGUCCAAGACCUGGCCUCCGAGUUCUCCGAAUUUCAUCUCACCAAGAUCCCCCGAGGGGAUAAUACUUCUGCAGACGCCCUAGCCGCUCUGGCCUCCACCUCGGAUCCCACUCAGCGCCGAGUAAUCCCCGUGGAGAGCAUCGAUUCCCCCAGCAUAGAGCUCCCGAAGGGGAUCUGCCUCAUCAACGAUUUUCUCGCCGGUGACCCAAUCGAAGAGCAGGAUGUCCAGGACGGUGAGAACCUGCCACCUCCCCCGCCCGAGCCCAUCAAACCAGAUUGGCGACCUGACAUCCUGUCAUAUAUCAUCAGCGGGACGGUCCCUGACGACCGCUGGGCAGCUCGGAGAUUAAAAAAGAAAGCCGCCAAGUAUUUCCAGUUCGACGGAAACCUAUUUCGGUGGAGCGAAACUGGCGCCCUGCUCAGCUGUCUCCACGGAGACAAAACAAUCGACGUUAUGAAGGAGAUGCACGAAGGCGCUGGAGGAAGCCACUGUACCGGCCGAACUCUCGCACUCCGGAUCCGUAACCAAGGACAUUACUGGCCAACAAUGGUCGAGGAUUGCAACAAGUUCGCAGCCCGGUGCGAAAAAUGCCAACGCCACGGCCCCAUGAUCCAUUCGCCCACCGAGCUACUCACCACGGCAUCACCGCCCUACCCAUUCAUGCGUUGGGCCAUGGACAUCGUGGGACCGCUGCCAAGAUCCCGCCAAAAGCGUUUCCUCCUCGUCAUGACGGACUACUUCACCAAAUGGGUCGAGGCCGAAUCCUACGCCCGGAUCACCGCCGAGGACGUCCGCAAGUUCGUGUGGAAGUUCAUCAUCUGUCGCCACGGUCUACCCUACGAGAUCGUCACGGAUAACGGCGCCCAGUUCACGUCGAUCAUUUUCGAAGACUUCUGUGCAAAAUGGAAGAUCAGGCUGAGCAAGUCAACCCCGAGGUACCCACAAGGAAACGGGCAGGCCGAAGCAACGAACAAAACAAUCUUAGACGGCCUCAAAAAACGGCUAGACGAAAAAAAAGGUCUCUGGGUAGACGAGCUUGAUGGAGUCCUUUGGUCUCAUCGAACCACGCCUCCGCGUGCAACAAGACGAACUCCAUUCAGUCUGUCGCACGGCAUGGAAGCAAUGGCCCCCUCGGAGGUCGGACUCCCCACAAUCCGCCGCUCGAUGCUCACACAAGACCCCGACCUCAACAGCAACAUGAUCCGCAGCGAGCUCGACUUCGCCGAGGAGGACCGCGACCAAUCAUUGCUUCGCAUGCAAAAUUACCAACAGCUCGCCUCCAAGUAUUACAACAAAAAGGUCAAAGGCAGAUUCUUCACAGAAGGUGACUUAGUUUUGCAAAAAGUGUUCGAAAACACAGCGGAAUUAAACGCGGGCAAGCUCGGAGCCAACUGGGAAGGCCCCUACCUCAUCGCAAGAAUCGUCAAGCCCGGAGUGUACGAGCUCGUCACAAUGGCAGGCGACGCAAUCCUGCGCUCAUGGAACGCGGCCAAUCUCAAGCGAUUCUACUACUAA